Messenger RNA from Serpula lacrymans var. lacrymans S7.9, 642 nucleotides. RefSeq lists its product as uncharacterized. Gene Ontology annotation, biological process: regulation of lipid metabolic process. The coding region runs from base 1 to 642 and encodes 213 amino acids. The record is from RefSeq and is a predicted model, not a curated record. Gene Ontology annotation, cellular component: mitochondrion. The transcript is spliced from 5 exons. NCBI's taxonomy places the organism in Eukaryota, Fungi, Basidiomycota, Agaricomycetes, Boletales, Serpulaceae.
AUGGCGACGGUGAAGCUGGCCACGCUGGCAAUUCGAACUAUCGCCAAACCCAUCAGCGCACAACUGAAAAACCAAGCUAAGCAACACGAGACGUUCCGGUCCAUAUGCGUAUCGCUCGCACAAGGGAUGUAUAUGGCCGAGAUCAAGCUCAGGACCAACAUUCUCGGAGAACCAGCCAGACAACACGUUCGUCCACUCUCAGAAGCGAGGGCAAUUGAGAAUGGUGCAAACGCCCUCGCUGAAGGCUUUCUCUUUGGCGUCGCUGCGCUUCUCAUCAUGGGCGAAACAUGGCGUACAUCGAGAAAUUCAACGCGACGGCGAGACGAUGUGGAUGACCAGCUCGAUGAGCUCAACAGCCGAAUGCAAGACCUAGGGACGCGACUCGAUAGCGUCACUGCAACAUAUGAAGAACGUUGGCAAGAGGAGAAGCAACGAAAUGACGAGUUGGCUCGGAUAUUGGAAAGGGUCGUGGAAAUUGGACUGAGGGGAGGAUGGGCAGAAUUCCAGGAUACCCCGCUCUUACUGCCUCGCAUACAACUGGCACCACGCCGACCACCAACAUCACUCACGGAAGAGUCAUCGUCAGACCUACAGUCUUCCAGCGACACACCAACUUUUGAACAUGAAAGAUCCAGCUCCUGA